Messenger RNA from Aspergillus terreus NIH2624, 321 nucleotides. Its product is annotated as 60S ribosomal protein eL30. Gene Ontology annotation, molecular function: structural constituent of ribosome; RNA binding. Lineage: Eukaryota; Fungi; Ascomycota; Eurotiomycetes; Eurotiales; Aspergillaceae. The record is from RefSeq and is a predicted model, not a curated record. Bases 1 to 321 code for a protein of 106 amino acids. Gene Ontology annotation, cellular component: cytosolic large ribosomal subunit. The transcript has 4 exons.
AUGGCCCCCAAGAGCAAGAAGCAAGGUGACACCAUCAACUCGCGCCUGGCGCUUGUGAUGAAGUCCGGAAAGGUCACCCUUGGCUACAAGUCUACCAUCAAGACCCUGCGUUCCGGCAAGGCCAAGCUGGUUAUCAUCGCCGCCAACACUCCUCCUCUCCGCAAGAGUGAGCUCGAGUACUACGCCAUGCUCGCCAAGGCUCCCGUCCACCACUUCUCCGGCAACAACAUCGAGCUCGGUACCGCCUGCGGUAAGCUCUUCCGUUGCAGCACCAUGUCCGUCCUCGAUGCCGGUGACUCCGACAUCCUCAGCGGCCAGUAA